AUGCACAGAACUCCACCAAUACUGCUGUUUCAAGAGGUCCGCGCCUGCGGCGAGCUGCGCUCAGGCGGCCGCGUAGCCACCCCGACGGGGCGCCGCGAGGGGUCCUUCCGCGUGGCCGCGCGCGGCGCUGGCGCAGGCGCCCUGCAUGCCGAGCGGCGGCGCAAAAUGGCGGCUGCUGCGGAAGGGAGCCCGGCGCCGCUGCCGCCGCCUGACGGGGACGGGCCGGUGGCGGAAGAAGACGAGGAGGACGCCUUGGCGGCGGCGGCGGCGGCCGGCCCCAGCAGCACGGGCGGCGGCGGCGGGAGCAGCGCGGGGUUCCGCCUGACGGCGGUGCGGCGCGAGCCGGCGGUGCGGCUGCAGCACGGCGUGAGCGGGCUGGAGCCGCUGGCGUGGUCCGAGGACCACCGCGUGUCGGUGAGCACGGCCCGCAGCAUCGCCGUCCUCGAGCAGCUCAGCGACGUGCACGGCGGCGCCGACCUCGUCAUUCACCGCACGGCCGUGCCGGCCCCCGCCGCCGCCUGUCACCUCAAGGUUGGCUCCAAGAAAGAAGUUGCUGAGUGUAAGGAAAAGUUUGCCAGCUCUAAGGAUCCGACAGUGAGCCAGACGUUCAUGCUAGACAGAGUGUUCAACCCCGAAGGGAAGUCACUGCCGUCAAUGCGCGGUUUCAAAUACUCCUGCUGGUCUCCCCUGGGCUGCGAUGCAAAUGGCCGGUGCCUGCUGGCAGCUCUGACCAUGGACAGCAGACUGACCAUCCACACGAACCUGAACAGGCUUCAGUGGGUGCAGCUGGUUGACCUGACCGAGCUCUAUGGAGAGCGCCUUCAUGAAAGCAGCUACCGGCUUUGCAAGGGCGAUGGUCCCCAGGCGGACUUGGGAGACUUUGCCGAAUUCCAGAGAAGGCACAGCAUGCAGACCCCGGUGCGUAUGGAGUGGUCCGGCAUCUGCACCACCCAGCAAGUGAAGCACAACAACGAGUGCUGGGAUGUGGGCAGCGUGCUGCUGGCCGUGAUCUUCGAAAACGGGAGCAUCGCCAUCUGGCAGUUCCAGCUCCCGUUUGUAGGCAAGGAAUCGAUCACGUCCUGCAACACCAUCGAGUCGGGCAUCAGCGCUCCCAGCGUCUUGUCGUGGUGGGAGUACGAGCACAACCACCGGAAGAUGAGCGGGCUCAUUGUGGGGAGUGCCUUUGGGCCCGUUAAGAUCCUGCCGGUCAACCUGAAAGCGGUCAAGGGCUACUUUACGCUGAGGCAGCCGGUAGUUUUGUGGCAGGAGAUGGACCAGCUGCCGGUGCACAGCAUCCGCAGCAUUGCCCUGUACCACCCAUACCAGAAGUGCAGCUGCAGCUUGGUGGUGGCCGCCAGGGGAUGCUACGUCUUCUGGUGCCUCCUCCUGAUAUCCAAGGCCGGCCUGAACGUCCAUAACUCACACGUGACGGGGCUCCACUCGCUGCCCAUCGUCUCCAUGACUGCCGACAAACAGAACGGCACCAUCUACACGUGUUCUGUGGAUGGGAAGGUCAGGCAGCUGAUCCCCAUCUUCACGGACAUUGCGCUAAAAUUCGAGCACCAGCUGAUCAAGCUGUCUGAAGUGCUAGGGUCUGUGAGGACUCAUGGGAUCGCUGUGAGCCCAUGUGGGGCAUACCUGGCAGUUGUCACGACAGAAGGCAUGACCAAUGGCCUUCACCCCAUCACCAAAAUCUAUCAGGUUCAGUUCGUAACACUGAAAACGUUUGAGGAGGCAGCUGCUCAGCUGCUGGAAUCAUCUGUCCAAAACUUGUUCAGGCAGGUUGACUUGACAGAUCUCGUCCGCUGGAAGAUCCUGAAAGAUAAGCACAUCCCACACUUCCUACAGGAAGCUUUGGAUAAAAAGAUGGAGAGCUUUGGGUCCACAUAUUUUUGGCGCUUCAAACUAUUCCUCUUGAGAAUUUUGUAUCAGUCGUUGCAAAAGGUUCCCUCUGAGGCCUUGUGGAGGCCAACACACGAGGACACCAAAGUCUUAAUAGCACAUUCCCCUGGGACAGGCACCACUGAGGAGCAUCUCCGAGAUGAGGGGACAUCAAAGCAGGGCAGCAAGCCACGUGUGGGGGAAGCAAGCAAAGGAGCGGAUGCGGAUGAUCCAGCAGAGGAUCCCCUCGUUCACGCGAGUGACACAGGAGGGCGGGAGCCGAUGGAAGACAAGCUUCUGGAACUUCAAGCCCAGAUUGAAGCAGUGGAAAUGCACCUGACCCGGGAGCACAUGAAGCGAGUGUUAGGGGAAGUCUACCUGCAUACGUGGAUUACGGAGAACACCAGCAUUCCCACAAGAGGAGUCUGUGACUUCUUAAUGUCUGAUGAAAGCUACGAUGACAGGACAGCCCGGGUGCUGAUUGGGCAUAUCUUAAAGAAAAUGAACAAACAGACUUUCCCAGAACACUGCAGCCUGUGCAAAGAGAUCCUGCCGUUCACCGAUCGCAAACAGGCGGUUUGCUCCAAUGGACACAUUUGGCUCAGGUGUUUUCUAACUUACCAAUCCUGCCAGACUUUGGUGUACAGAAGAUGCCUGCUUCGCGACAGCAUCGCCCGGCAUCCAACCCCAGAAGAUCCUGAGUGGAUCAGGAGGUUAUUACAAGGACCUUGUACUUUCUGUGACUCUCCUGUUUUCUAAGGAACAACGCAAGACAGACCGAAGUUUCUUUAUCUAGUGCACAAAGCACCGCCUGGCCUGGAGACCAGCUGAAGGAAGAGGCCGCCCUGAGCUGGCUCAGUGUUCCGUUCAAGCGUGAGAGGCAGCAAGACUCGCUGUUCAGAAGGCACGGACACUUGGAAAUCGUGCCAAGCCCAGUUACAAAAACCCCAUGGGAACAAGCAAGGUCUGAUUUUGGAGUAGCGUGCCACUGACCUCCGCUUGCCUUUCAGUUGGUGACAGGACACGUUCCUUGCAGCGAGAACAGGAGACUAAACUUGGUGGAUCCAUUGGAGGUCAGCCUAUGGCACUUCCCUUCAUUAACUUCUAGCACACAUCAGCCCCGCUGUACCAGAGACGAUUAAAUUAUUAGAAAUAAUGUGUUGGUUUUCAACAUGCUUUAAAAUGUCUUGCAUGCCAGUUGUAGUCAGUGCAGGAAAAAAAAUGUCAUUUCUGCAGAGGUGAAGGAAACCAUCCUUGGCUUCUUCCAGGAAUCCUCUGGCAGCUGAAUCUCUCUGGGCCAAACGGAGGAAGCUGAGCCUUGAAAAGCUAAUUCUGGUAAGGCAGCAACGUGGCAUGUUAUGCAUAGGACCCUGUCCCAAUAUACCGAAGAUCAGUAUUUUUAAAUCCAGCUUGCCUUGCUCCUGCCAGUGACCCUUUUUUGAAAUCGCCCCACCCCUUACCACACAGUCACUUCAGAUUCCUACUAGAGUCACCGAAUCUCUCUGCCAUUUCAGAAGGGACCCAUCCUGGCACCUCGCUGGGCGUUUCCACCCUCCUUCACUGCCAGCUGCAGAGAAAUCCUGGGUGGUUAUUGGCUGGGACACUGACUACACCCAAGAAUUCCUCUAGGACAAGACUAGUUGCCCCCAGCAGUUGUGGGGGUCGGCUCACUCUGCCUAGCAAAGGGGUACCUGCAGCCUUGUUAAUCAGCCGUGGCAGGAUGCAUUGGCUCUUUCAAAUGAGCUGCCUCGGGCUCAGCUUGAGGGACAGCGGAAAACAACAUGUGGAAUAAACUAGGCGCUGGGGUCUCUCAGGGGCUGCCCAUGGGAACCACUGUGCCUUUUUAACAUCCCUCUCGGCCCCCUCCAAGCUCUCUCCUCCUCCUGACUAUUACUUGAUCCUUUAUUUUUUAAAAUUAAAAAUGUGCUGGCAGGGGAGUGUUGGCGUGCUGUAAAAUGAACAGGUGUCUCCCCUGCAUCUUAAUUCCAUUCCAAAAGGCUGGCUCGGUGUCUCAGAGCUUCACCCCACCUCUGUCCUGAGCACGUUGAACGUCCUUUUAGCCUCACCUGUUUGCCUUGCAGGAAAGAAUGCUUUGUGACCGCCCACCCGUUUUUUGAGUGGGCAAGCCCCACAACAGCCAUUUGGCGAGGAAGCGCACAGGAGGCUCUCGUUGCUGCAGAUGUGGCUAGCGAGCCAGAGAAGGUUGCGGGGGCACUCGCUCUGGUCUAGGCACGUGCGAGAGGUCCUGGCUGUGCCCAUCCAGCUAAGAUCAAGGGCAGUCCGUUUUCUGCUUUUCCAAUCAAACGUGAGGCUGCUCUCCAGUUAAAACACCACCCACAGAGCAAAGGCUAGGAAAAAGCCGAGGCGACAGUGGCUGAGAGCCCCUAAGAUGCCAAGCAGCUAUCCUGGGUAAAACUGGUGAACAUCCUUCCCUGCCCAGUGCCCUCCAGAUGUGCUGGAUUGCAACUCCCAGCAUCCCCUUGCCAGCUACAUUUGUUUACAUGCACAUUCCCGUCUCUCCUGCUGGAAAUUCAUGGCCCUGCUGGAAGAGCGAAUGCUGCUUCCCCGUCAUCGCGUUUCCCCCACGUUGCUCGUUGUGGGAAGUCAUUCGCUGCCUGCUGAGAGGGCCAAACAGUCCGCAUUAGACUGUACUGGGUUAAUUGGAUUAAAACAGUGUAAAAGACUAAUUAAAUAUUGAACAACGCGAUCUCCUCACACAGUAAGUCGAGCAAGGGCGAGGAGCCAAUGGAACUGAACCCUCAUCUAUCAGCACUACUAAAGAAAUCUAAACUGCCACAACAGAUCAAGCAAAAACAGGUCACAAGCAGGACAAGCACUGCACCUGUUCUACUCCAAAACCAGACUCAAGAUCCUUUGUUUAGAAUCCAAACAAAUCUCGGCUCCUCCUUUUUCUGUCCUUGUCUGCCAAAAGGAAGAAAUUGGACAAAAGCGAAAGGAAUGUUUCUUCUGUCAAGGCUGCAUGCAAAAAUUGGUCAGAGCUCAAAUCAUCAGGUACCCUUGUCUCUGCCAUUAUCUUCCCUCUCUUUCUUCCUCCCCUCUCGAUGGCAGGGAAAGGAAGAACUUCUUGCCAGAAGUCUGAACUAAUCACAGAGGCCAUUUGAAAUUAGGCUGAGUGCCACGGGGUGACCACCCUGGGCUAGCACUUAAGGUCACAGACAAACCUUACAUCUGGGCUGGAGGGUAGGAACCCUGGGGAGCAUGAAAGAGAAUUCUGAAUUCAUCCAGCUUUUCAGCUGCCUCGCUGCCUCAGGACCAUCAGCUCAGGACCAUUGAAGCCUUUCAUAUGUCAAGUUAGGCUUGCGAAUGUGGUUGGGUACCUCAUACUGGGAUCAGCAGUCAUCGUUUGCUUUUUAAGUUCAUUGAAGUUGCUGGGCUCAUGGAACUUCAUGUAUUCUUGAGCAAGUUGCCUGUCUCUUGAUUUCUUCAGCUUUAAGAAAUGCCAUCUUGUCAAAAUACUGGUUUGCUGUAUUAAAACAAGGUUGACUCUAAAA
This is a messenger RNA of Varanus komodoensis (Komodo dragon), 5393 nucleotides long. It is a transcript of the gene GTF3C4, whose product is annotated as general transcription factor IIIC subunit 4. Gene Ontology annotation, cellular component: transcription factor TFIIIC complex. Gene Ontology annotation, biological process: transcription initiation at RNA polymerase III promoter. The transcript is spliced from 5 exons. Gene Ontology annotation, molecular function: protein binding; histone acetyltransferase activity. Bases 1 to 2640 code for a protein of 879 amino acids. Lineage: Eukaryota; Metazoa; Chordata; Lepidosauria; Squamata; Varanidae. The record is from RefSeq and is a predicted model, not a curated record.